AUGCAGCAGCAUCGGUGCAUGGUUGUUGACGAGCUGGUGAUCAAAUUUGGAUUCGACAGCAGGCUAGUGGAUCAUGUCAAUACUUGGGUUGGUUUUGCUGUAUCAUCACGGACGAAGAGUCUUGCCCUUGAUUUAGCACCAGCCAACUUCAUGGGCCGUACUGAUCAGUACAAAUUUCCUAUCGAGCUUUUAGACAAAGGAAGCAUAUUUCGGCUUCGUCAUCUUAGACUAAGCUUUACAUCAUUCGAACUACCCCCUCAAUUCAUUGGUUUCCCGAAUCUGACAACACUUGACUUGCACAUGUUACGUGUCACUCGGAAGGAUCUUCAAGAUAUGCUGUCAAAUUGCGUUAAUCUUGAGUGGCUCAGUAUGAUUAGAUGCCAUUUGAAUGAUGAGCUGACAGUAGCUCGUCCAUUGUCAAAGCUACUCUACUUAAGUGUAGCACACUGCAACAUAACCAAGAUAGUACGCAAUACUGUGAAACUCAAAACUUUCAUGUUCUAUGGGCGUCUGUAUCCUAUUGACCUUGGGUGUGCUCCAGAACUGAAACACGCGUUUCUUGAGUUCUAUUCGUCUGUAACGCUUGAGCAUGCUUUGACUGUACUUCCCAAAGUUAUUUCAAGUGUUCAAGAUCUGACAUUGCGUGCUACUUUUCCACUUAAGAUGCCCUUGCUGAUGGAAACCCCGUGCAAGUUUUCCCAGUUGAAAUAUUUACAUUUGUGGUUGAUUCUAAGACAUGAAGAAGCUAGCAACAUUCUUUCUUUGGCUUCUUUUUUGAGGGCUGCUCCUUACGUUGAAAAGUUAGAGAUGCAUUUUAGCGUUUAUGAUUCCAUGCAUGAGGUCUCGAAGCCUAUCAAGAGCCUUCCACGGUGUCCACAUAAUUAUCUGAAGAACCUGCAUAUUACAGGAUUUUCAGGAACAACAGGGCAACUUGAGUUUCUUGUGCAUGCUGUUGAAAAUGCCCCGCUCUCGAAGAUGCUCGACGAUUAA
Molecule: messenger RNA, 990 nt
Organism: Lolium perenne
Lineage: Eukaryota; Viridiplantae; Streptophyta; Magnoliopsida; Poales; Poaceae
Source: RefSeq, a predicted model, not a curated record